AUGGGCGCUGGUUCUCCUCCGGGUGCGGCAAAGCCGUCGGCCAUUCCACCCCACAUGCUGAAUGGCAGUUCGCCCCUCCAAUCGUCCACGACGGCGGGCACCGGAGCUCGCGCUCGCGAUAAUCGUGAGCGUGAAAGUUUGAACUCCUCUAUCAAGUCAUCUUUUGCGCCUCGCGUUCCUGCCGAAUUUGAGGCCAUUGAGACCAACUCGAGCACUGAUGCGCAAACCACCUCCGCUGCGGCAACUGCAGCAGUCAACUCCGAGUCCACGCUGACUUUACGUGGCAGACUGCCUCUGAAUGAGCCCCCGCGUGAUCCUCGCGAUGAGGGGGGUCCUCUGACACCCCCCGCAACGUCGAGCCGCCCUGCCAGCCCGUACACUCUGAAUCCCCCUAUCGACUUUGAUGGUCUAAGCUGGCCUUGCCCGGGUACACGCCAACGGUUAGAGUCAACCCCAGAGGAAAACCAGGAGCGCAUCAACAAGCUUGCUGGGGCAGUGCGGACGAUUCUGGAAUGUGUUGGUGAAGAUCCCGAGCGUGAGGGUCUUCGAGAGACCCCGGAACGGUACGCCAAGGCCAUGCUUUACUUUACCAAGGGUUAUGAGGAGAAUGUGCGGGACCUGGUCAACGGCGCAGUUUUCCACGAAGACCAUGACGAGUUGGUCAUAGUGAAGGAUAUCGAUGUGUUUUCCCUGUGUGAGCAUCACAUGGUCCCAUUUACUGGCAAGAUGCAUAUUGGUUAUAUUCCAGACCGCCGGGUUCUUGGCCUCUCCAAACUUGCCCGUUUGGCGGAAAUGUUCUCCCGCAGACUGCAGGUCCAGGAGCGUUUGACCAAGCAGGUUGCUCUGGCUAUUUCCGAAGUCCUAAAACCCCGCGGAGUGGGAGUGGUCAUGGAAUCGUCCCACUUGUGCAUGGUUAUGCGCGGUGUUCAAAAGACCGGCAGUACGACUACUACCAGCUGUAUGCUGGGAUGUAUGCGCUCCAGUGCAAAGACUCGGGAGGAGUUCCUCACGCUGCUGCACCGCCGGUAA
Molecule: messenger RNA, 1029 nt
Organism: Penicillium oxalicum
Lineage: Eukaryota; Fungi; Ascomycota; Eurotiomycetes; Eurotiales; Aspergillaceae
Product: GTP cyclohydrolase I
Exons: 4
Coding region: 1-1029 (342 amino acids)
Biological process (GO): tetrahydrobiopterin biosynthetic process; tetrahydrofolate biosynthetic process
Cellular component (GO): cytoplasm
Molecular function (GO): zinc ion binding; GTP cyclohydrolase I activity; GTP binding
Source: RefSeq, a predicted model, not a curated record